Molecule: messenger RNA, 832 nt
Organism: Didymodactylos carnosus
Lineage: Eukaryota; Metazoa; Rotifera; Eurotatoria; Philodinida; Philodinidae
Source: the annotation of a GenBank genome assembly
AUGAUGAACGCUACUUGUAACUUAGAUGAAAUUGCUUGUUCAACAGCUUUGUGGUUUUGGCAUGCGAAUAAUAUGGCUGGACCGGCACAAACAGGUAAUCAUGCUGCAACAACGAAAAUCAUCAGUAUUAUUGAAUGUAAUGGUGGAUCAGAACAAUCAAGAACAACGUGCACAAACAUAUCAACGAGUUAGACAAUCAUUUGGAUUCGGACAAUGAAAUAAUAAUUUAUACUGUUAAAGAUUUGCUUGAGGGUCAUUCUUUGGAGACUGCCGAUUCUACACAAAGUCUAAAUUUCUGCUUUUUAUGGUUCGGUAGAUAAACCGAAUUUUGCCUGCUUUAUCGCGUCUAAUCGUACCAGAACUGGACCGAUUGAGAAACGGUAAACCGAUCCGAUCUGUAAACUGGCCGGCUGGAAUUAUAACUCAAACUGGUGAAAAACUGCCGAAGUAUUUUGAAAAUAAAUUUUCAGAAAUAAUUUCCCCCGGAAACAAAAUAGUUUGCUAGCACACGUGAGAGAACCCUCACAAUAACGAGUUUAUAACAUCUAAUCUUAAAACAAGUGAUGGAAAUAAUAUAUGUUUUGAGCAUCAUCUUAUUUAUUCUGAGAGAAAAAGACAUGAAAUAUCAGUUUUUCGACGUAAAACACGAUAAAAGGAGCCGAUUUUUCAAAAGUUUCAGUCGAUGAAAUACCAAUCUCUACCGGCCCGGUUGACUUUUUCAGCCGGCUCUGAAGCGUACACACCCUACGUUGAAUAUAAGUCACAUUGUGCGGAAUACAUUCACAGAAGACGCUGGCGUGACUAGACUAUCACUACUUUCAUUGCUCUGCUU